Molecule: messenger RNA, 3104 nt
Organism: Nelumbo nucifera (sacred lotus)
Lineage: Eukaryota; Viridiplantae; Streptophyta; Magnoliopsida; Proteales; Nelumbonaceae
Source: RefSeq, a predicted model, not a curated record
UCGUUUGUGGAUUCUCAAUAUCGGCGUAGCCGCGGAGGAGAGAUUUCGAUUCCGGUGGCAGUUGCAGAGCAAAAAACUGAAAACCGAGCGUUGGAAAUGAACAAAUAGACAGGCGCCUGGUUUCAGAUCUGCAGAUCUGCAUUUCCAGGGAGAAUUUCCUUUGUUCAUGGAAAAUGGAUUUCGUCAACAAAUUGCCGCCCAUGGAUUUUCUGCGUUCAGAAGAGAUGACGCUCGUGCAGCUCAUAAUACCCGUGGAAUCUGCUCACAGAGCUGUCUCCUACCUCGGGGAACUCGGUCUUCUCCAAUUCACAGAUUUAAAUGCUGACAAAAGUCCCUUUCAACGAACAUUUGUUAAUCAGGUAAAACGAUGUGGGGAGAUUUCACGGAAGCUACGCUUUUUUAAAGAUCAAAUCAGUAAAGCUGGUAUGGUAUCCCCUAUUCAUUCUUCACCACAACCAGAUGUUGACUUGGAAGAAUUAGAGAUACAACUUUCUGAGCAUGAACAUGAACUUAUUGAAAUGAAUGCAAAUAGCGAGAAACUGCGACAAACUUACAAUGAGCUCCUGGAGUUCAAGAUGGUUUUGCAAAAGGCAGGUGGCUUCCUUGUUUCUGGUCAGCACCAUACGGUUGCACAGGAGAGGGAAUUAGAUGAAAACUUAUAUUCAAGGGAUAACUAUGCGGAUAUACCAUCAUUUCUUGAACAGGAAACACGGCUUGGACCAUCGAAUGAAGCUGGAUUGAGAUUUAUUAGUGGCAUAAUUUGCAAAUCCAAAGCCCUAAGAUUUGAGAGGAUGAUAUUCCGUGCGACAAGGGGCAAUAUGCUUUUUAAUCAAGCACCAACUGAGAAAUAUGCCACGGAUCCUAUGUCGGUUGAAAUGGUUGAGAAGAUAGUGUUUGUAGUUUUCUUCUCAGGCGAGCAGGCAAAAAUAAAAAUACUGAAAAUUUGUGAAGCAUUUGGCGCAAAUUGUUAUCCUGUUCCUGAAGAUAUUACCAGACAGAGGCAAGUAACUCAAGAGGUUUUGUCACGCUUAUCUGAACUGGAAGACACUUUGGAUGCAGGUGUUCGCCACAGGAAUAAAGCCCUCACUUCAAUUGCUCUCCAUUUAAGGAAGUGGACCAUUAUGGUAAGAAAGGAAAAGGCUGUAUAUGAUACUCUCAAUAUGCUCAACUUUGAUGUUACAAAAAAAUGCCUAGUUGGAGAAGGCUGGUGCCCUAUAUUUGCAAAGCCUAAGAUUCAGGAUAUGUUGCAACAAGCAACAAUUGAUAGCAACUCACAAGUGGGGAUAAUAUUUCAAGUGAUGGAUGCUGUGGAAUCACCACCUACAUAUUUUAGAACCAAUUGCUUCACUAAUGCAUUUCAGGAAAUUGUUGAUGCGUAUGGUGUUGCUGGAUACCAGGAAGCAAAUCCUGCUGUUUAUACUGUUAUUACAUUUCCUUUUCUUUUUGCCGUGAUGUUUGGGGACUGGGGGCAUGGAAUAUGCUUGCUGUUGGGUGCAAUAAUUCUAAUCGCUUGUGAGAGCAGGCUUGGUUCUCGGAAACUAGGCAGCUUUAUGGAGAUGGCUUUUGGUGGGCGCUAUGUAAUCCUUUUAAUGGCAUUAUUUUCUAUUUAUUGUGGCUUGAUUUACAAUGAAUUCUUCUCUGUUCCCUAUCAUAUAUUUGGUGGGAGUGCUUACAAAUGUCGGGAUGCUACAUGCAGGGAUGCACAUACAGCUGGUCUAAUCAAGUAUCGUGAUCCAUAUCCAUUUGGUGUGGAUCCCAGCUGGCGUGGAAGUCGUUCAGAGCUGCCUUUCCUCAAUUCCCUCAAAAUGAAGAUGUCUAUUUUGUUAGGUGUGGCCCAGAUGAACCUAGGAAUAAUUUUGAGUUACUUUAAUGCAAGGUUCUUUGGCAGCUCAUUGGAUAUAUGGUAUCAAUUUGUGCCACAGAUGAUCUUUCUUAACAGUCUAUUUGGGUAUCUUUCCCUCCUCAUUGUCAUCAAGUGGUGCACAGGGUCUCAAGCAGACCUUUACCAUGUGAUGAUUUACAUGUUCUUGAGCCCCACUGAGGAUCUUGGUGAGAACCAGUUGUUUUGGGGCCAGAAGCCACUGCAGAUGUUGCUGUUGCUUUUGGCUGUUGUAGCUGUUCCUUGGAUGCUCUUUCCAAAACCUUUCAUUUUGAGGAAGCUUCAUCUAGAGAGAUUUCAAGGUCGUACUUAUGGCAUUCUUGACACCUCUGAUAUGGAUCUGGAUGUUGAACCUGAUUCUGCAAGGCACCAUGUUGAUGAAUUUAAUUUUAGUGAGGUGUUUGUGCAUCAAAUGAUACAUUCUAUCGAGUUUGUCCUUGAAGCAGUGUCGAAUACUGCAUCUUACCUACGUCUCUGGGCUCUAAGUUUAGCCCACUCAGAGUUGUCAACUGUAUUCUAUGAGAAAGUUCUCCUUCUAGCCUGGGGGUUUGACAGCAUUCUUAUCCGACUGGUAGGGCUUGCAGUUUUUGCCUUUGCGACAGCCUUCAUCUUGCUCAUGAUGGAGACACUCAGUGCGUUUCUCCAUGCCUUACGUCUACAUUGGGUGGAAUUCCAGAACAAGUUCUACCACGGAGAUGGAUACAAGUUCAGACCCUUGUCUUUUGCUUCGUUGCCUGAUGAUGAAGAUUAAUCUACUAAUUUCCCUUGGGGGUCACUAUUUUUGAAUUUUGAUCUUAACAUUUGAAAGUGGAAGUACAAAGACUACAAGAUAUAAGGAUCUGAUUAUUGCAGCCCAGACUGGAUUUUCUUAAGCUGAUAUGAAAAAUCCUGUUUGGGCUGCAAAUGUCAAUAUCUUCUCCUAGCUGUACCAUUUGCAGCUUCGCUCUGAAAAUGUAAACAUCCCUGUAGAGAAGUCUGUAUGACCCGGUCAAUCAACAAUUGAGCCCUGUAAAUUUUCUUCAACAAAGCAAUUAAAUUUCAUUGCUUGUAAAGAGGGGUCCAGGAUUCCAGAAUUCUUAAUACCAAAUAUCUUCUGUUAUCAAGUGUAGCAGAUCAUAGAAUCUUGUCAUACGGACAGAAACAGGGGUGGAUUUUAUAGGGCAUUGCCCUUCAUAUAAUUUAUACUUUUUUGGCAAGAAACAUCACUCAUAGUCACUGUUUUUUU